Bombyx mandarina (wild silkworm) is the source of this 1590-nucleotide messenger RNA. RefSeq names its product alpha-tubulin (gene Tua3). The record is from RefSeq and is a predicted model, not a curated record. Gene Ontology annotation, cellular component: microtubule. Gene Ontology annotation, molecular function: structural constituent of cytoskeleton; GTP binding. Gene Ontology annotation, biological process: microtubule-based process. Lineage: Eukaryota; Metazoa; Arthropoda; Insecta; Lepidoptera; Bombycidae.
AUGACUUUACUUGGAAAUGACAGGCCUGCUUCAUUGGAACAGAUAUUAGUGGAGGGUAAUUUCUGGUCAAUGAGAAUUAUAGAAAUGGGAAACAAGAUGUUUUCCACUACGUUUGGAGGUUUAACGAUGGAGGAAAGAUCUUCCGCCGAGCGGGUGUCAUUGCUCGGUAGACCGAAGGCCCGGUUGUUCGGAACUUGUUUAUAUGCAAGCUCAUUUUCAAAUUGUCGUAAGAUUCAGAGGGAGUGCAUAUCCGUACACGUGGGCCAAGCCGGGGUCCAGAUGGGCGUCGCGUGCUGGCAGCUAUACUGCUUGGAGCACGGGAUCCGACCUGACGGAACCCUGCCCGCCUGUGAAACUGAUCCUAAUACAGCGGAUUCCUGCUUCAAUACUUUCUUUUCUGAGGCUGAUCGAGGGAAGAUGGUGCCGAGGGUCGUGAUGGUUGAUUUAGAGGCUACCGUUAUAGACGAAGUUCGUUCCGGUGAAUACCGCCAACUGUAUCACCCUGAACAGUUGAUAACUGGUAAAGAAGACGCGGCCAAUAACUACGCGAGAGGGCACUAUUCGACCGGACGCGAGGUUCUCAGUCCGGUUAUGGAGCGAAUUAGGAAACUUGCCGAUCAAUGUACCGGACUACAGGGAUUCUUCGUGUUUCAUUCGUUUGGAGGUGGCACAGGAUCUGGAUUCACAUCGCUACUAAUGGAGAAGCUAUCUGACGAGUUUGGAAAGAAGAGUAAACUGGAGUUUGCCAUAUAUCCUGCGCCACAAGUGUCAACUGCGGUAGUGGAGCCAUACAACGCGGUGCUAACUACGCAUGCGACCAUCAGUCAUUCGGAUUGCGCCUUCAUGGUGGACAAUGAAGCUAUAUACGACAUUUGCAGGCGAAGGCUGUCUAUAGAGAGACCUUCUUAUGCAAAUUUGAAUAGGCUUAUCUCACAAGUAGUUUCGUCUAUAACGGCUUCACUACGAUUCGAUGGCGCGCUCAAUGUGGAUUUGACGGAAUUCCAAACGAAUCUCGUUCCCUACCCAAGGAUACAUUUUCCACUAGCCGCGUAUGCACCCGUUGUUUCUGCUGAUAAGGCGUACCACGAAGGUAUGUCUGUGUCGGAGAUCACUGCGGAACUGUUCGAGCCCCAGAAUCAGAUGGUGAAGUGCGAUCCUCGGGACGGAAAGUACAUGGCGUGCUGCCUGCUGUACAGGGGAGACGUGGUCCCGAAGGACGUGAACGCGGCCAUAGCUGCCAUGAAGGGCAGGGCCGGAAUACGGUUUGUGGAUUGGUGUCCUACCGGUUUUAAAGUUGGUAUAAACUACCAGCCGCCGUCUGUGGUGACGGGCGGGGAUCUGGCCCAAGUGAAGCGGGCCGCCUCUAUGCUCAGUAACACCACCGCUAUAGCGGAGGCCUGGGGCAAGCUUGACCACAAGUUCGACCUCAUGUAUUCCAAGCGAGCUUUUGUGCAUUGGUAUGUAGGCGAAGGGAUGGAGGAAGGCGAAUUCUCUGAAGCGAGAGAAGAUUUGGCAGCGCUGGAACGAGAUUACGAUGAAGUGGCUAUUGAGACGUCAGACAUGCAGCCCGGCGCCGAUGAUGAGUUAUGA